ACCUUCAGUCUAAGCAGUGAGAUUGAGCCAAAUAUGAAAGAGUGGGCAGAUGGCUCAAGUUUUACAUGCAAGUCCAUUCACAAUGGCAGUGAAUUUAUAAAGACAAUAAGUAUUUGUCAACUCCAUGGAAACACCCUUCCUUCCAUUCAUGUGGAGAUUCCCAGCUUCAAAACUGUUAUGGUGGCAUCAUCUGAGGUGAAAGCAACAUGUCUGGUCCAUACUGAUUUUGAUGCGAAGCUAACCUGGCUGAUGGAUGGAAUAAAUUCAUCCACUUACGCAGUGACCAUGGACACCAACACAACUCAUAGAAUCAGUAAUGUGGCAGUUUCAUCAAGCCAGUGGAAACAACUGAAGCAUAUAACAUGCAGAGCAGAACAUGAAUGCUUCUCAUCCUCUGAGAAGACCGUAAACGUUGCAGGGCCUGCAGUGACAGCUCCAUCAGUGGAGAUCAGGAGAUCUCUGCCACAUUUGCUGAAGGGAAACAGUGCUGUGCUGGAGUGUGACGUCACACAACUCUCCUCCAGUGACCUUUAUGUCACCUUUCAAGCCAACGGUGUGGACAUCUCUGACAAACAGUUUGUUGAUCUUCCUGAAGUCCCAGGCCUCCAUUCAAUCAGUAGACACUUCACUGUCCCUCCACGUCACUGGAAGAAAGGUACACGUUUCACCUGUAAAGUGAAUCAAGGCUUCUCCAGCAACUUUGAGUCAAACUCAACUGGAAAUAUUUUUGUGGACCCAUCAGUGGAGCUCCUUCUGGUCCCCAGUGAAGAGUCAGGACCACAGAGACUCUCAUGCUCUGGAUGGGGCUUCAACCCUCAAAUUAAAUGGUUUUCAGAGGCUCAGCAAAGAUCCUCAUCAACCAGUGACAUCAGCAUGGGUGCAGAUGGACGUGUAUCAGUCACCAGUCAACUUCAUAUCCCUCAGAAAGAGUGGAAAACAGGGAAGAUCUUCACUUGCGAAGUAUUUGACAAGUCUCUGAACAAAAAUGUCAGGAAGGAAAUCAGCCUCUGUUCAGCUCAUUCAAGUGUCCCUCCUUCCAUUCAUGUGGAGAUUCCCAAUUUCAAGACAGUAAUGAUGGCAGAAUCUGAGGUGAAAGCAACUUGUUUGGUCCGCACUGUUUUUGAUGCCAAGAUGACCUGGCUGAUGGAUGGGACAGUUUUGCCAAGUGGCAAAAUAAACCAAGCUGCAAACACAACUCAUGUGGUCAGUGAAGUGGUAGUUUCAUUAAGCCAGUGGAAAGAACUCAAGUUUAUAACAUGCAGAGCUGUCCAUAAGUGCUUCUCAUCCACUGAGAGGACUGUGAAUGUUACAGGGCCUGCAGUGACAGCUCCAUCAGUGGAGAUCAGGAGAUCUCUGCCACAUUUGCUGAAGGGAAACAGUGCUGUGCUGGAGUGUGACAUCACACAACUUUCCACCAGUGACCUUUAUGUCACCUUUCAAGCCAAUGGUGUUGACAUCUCUGACAAACAGUUUGUUGAUCUUCCUGAAGUCCCAGGCCUCCAUUCAAUCAGUAGACACUUCACUGUCCCUCCAAGUCACUGGAGGAAAGAUGCAAGUUUCACCUGCAAAGUGAAUCAAGGCUUUUCCAGCAACUUUGAGUCAAACUCAACUGGAAAUAUUUUUGUGGACCCAUCAGUGGAGCUCCUUCUGGUCCCCAGUGAAGAGUCAGGACCACAGAGACUCUCAUGCUCUGGAUGGGGCUUCAACCCUCAAAUUAAAUGGUUGUCGGAGGCUCAGCAAAGAUCCUCAUCAACCAGUGACAUCAGCAUGGGUGCAGAUGGACGUGUAUCAGUCACCAGUCAACUUCAUAUCCCUCAGAAAGAGUGGAAAACAGGGAAGGUCUUCACUUGUGAAGUAUUUGACAAGUCUCUGAACAAAAAUGUCAGGAAGGAAAUCAGCCUCUGUUCAGCUCAUUCAAGUGUCCCUCCUUCCAUUCAUGUGGAGAUUCCCAGUUUCAAGACAGUAAUGAUGGCAGAAUCUGAGGUGAAAACAACUUGUUUGGUCCACACUGUUUUUGAUGCCAAGGUGACCUGGCUGAUGGAUGGGACAGUUUUGCCAAGUGGCAAAAUAAACCAAGCUGCAAACACAACUCAUGUGGUCAGUGAAGUGGUAGUUUCAUUAAGCCAGUGGAAAGAACUCAAGUUUAUAACAUGCAGAGCUGUCCAUAAGUGCUUCUCAUCCACUGAGAGGACUGUGAAUGUUACAGGGCCUGCAGUGACAGCUCCAUCAGUGGAGAUCAGGAGAUCUCUGCCACAUUUGCUGAAGGGAAACAGUGCUGUGCUGGAGUGUGACGUCACACAACUCUCCUCCAGUGACCUUUAUGUCACCUUUCAAGCCAACGGUGUUGACAUCUCUGACAAACAGUUUGUUGAUCUUCCUGAAGUCCCAGGCCUCCAUUCAAUUAGUAGACACUUCACUGUCCCUCCAAGUCACUGGAAGAAAGGCGCAAGUUUCACCUGUAAAGUGAAUCAAGGCUUCUCCAGCAACUUUGAGUCAAACUCAACUGGAAAUAUUUUUGUGGACCCAUCAGUGGAGCUCCUUCUGGUCCCCAGUGAAGAGUCAGGACCACAGAGACUCUCAUGCUCUGGAUGGGGCUUCAACCCUCAAAUUAAAUGGUUUUCAGAGGCUCAGCAAAGAUCCUCAUCAACCAGUGACAUCAGCAUGGGUGCAGAUGGACGUGUAUCAGUCACCAGUCAACUUCAUAUCCCUCAGAAAGAGUGGAAAACAGGGAAGGUCUUCACUUGUGAAGUAUUUGACAAGUCUCUGAACAAAAGUGUCAGGAAGGAAAUCAGCCUCUGUUCAGCUCAUUCAAGUGUUCCUCCUUCCAUUCAUGUGGAGAUUCCCAGUUUCAAGACAGUAAUGAUGGCAGAAUCUGAGGUGAAAGCAACUUGUUUGGUCCGCACUGUUUUUGAUGCCAAGGUGACCUGGCUGAUGGAUGGGACAGUUUUGCCAAGUGGCAAAAUAAACCAAGCUGCAAACACAACUCAUGUGGUCAGUGAAGUGGUAGUUUCAUUAAGCCAGUGGAAAGAACUCAAGUUUAUAACAUGCAGAGCUGUCCAUAAGUGCUUCUCAUCCACUGAGAGGACUGUGAAUGUUACAGGGCCUGCAGUGACAGCUCCAUCAGUGGAGAUCAGGAGAUCUCUGCCACAUUUGCUGAAGGGAAACAGUGCUGUGCUGGAGUGUGACGUCACACAACUCUCCUCCAGUGACCUUUAUGUCACCUUUCAAGCCAACGGUGUUGACAUCUCUGACAAACAGUUUGUUGAUCUUCCUGAAGUCCCAGGCCUCCAUUCAAUCAGUAGACACUUCACUGUCCCUCCAAGUCACUGGAAGAAAGGAGCAAGUUUCACCUGUAAAGUGAAUCAAGGCUUCUCCAGCAACUUUGAGUCAAACUCAACUGGAAAUAUUUUUGUGGACCCAUCAGUGGAGCUCCUUCUGGUCCCCAGUGAAGAGUCAGGACCACAGAGACUCUCAUGCUCUGGAUGGGGCUUCAACCCUCAAAUUAAUUGGUUUUCGGAGGCUCAGCAAAGAUCCUCAUCAACCAGUGACAUCAGCAUGGGUGCAGAUGGACGUGUAUCAGUCACCAGUCAACUUCAUAUCCCUCAGAAAGAGUGGAAAACAGGGAAGGUCUUCACUUGCGAAGUAUUUGACAAGUCUCUGAACAAAAAUGUCAGGAAGGAAAUCAGCCUCUGUUCAGCUCAUUCAAGUGUCCCUCCUUCCAUUCAUGUGGAGAUUCCCAAUUUCAAGACAGUAAUGAUGGCAGAAUCUGAGGUGAAAGCAACUUGUUUGGUCCGCACUGUUUUUGAUGCCAAGGUGACCUGGCUGAUGGAUGGGACAGUUUUGCCAAGUGGCAAAAUAAACCAAGCUGCAAACACAACUCAUGUGGUCAGUGAAGUGGUAGUUUCAUUAAGCCAGUGGAAAGAACUCAAGUUUAUAACAUGCAGAGCUGUCCAUAAGUGCUUCUCAUCCACUGAGAGGACUGUGAAUGUUACAGGGCCUGCAGUGACAGCUCCAUUAGUGGAGAUCAGGAGAUCUCUGCCACAUUUGCUGAAGGGAAACAGUGCUGUGCUGGAGUGUGACGUCACACAACUCUCCUCCAGUGACCUUUAUGUCACCUUUCAAGCCAACGGUGUUAACAUCUCUGACAAACAGUUUGUUGAUCUUCCUGAAGUCCCAGGCCUCCAUUCAAUUAGUAGACACUUCACUGUCCCUCCAAGUCACUGGAAGAAAGGCGCAAGUUUCACCUGUAAAGUGAAUCAAGGCUUCUCCAGCAACUUUGAGUCAAACUCAACUGGAAAUGUUUUUGUGGACCCAUCAGUGGAGCUCCUUCUGGUCCCCAGUGAAGAGUCAGGACCACAGAGACUCUCAUGCUCUGGAUGGGGCUUCAACCCUCAAAUUAAAUGGUUUUCAGAGGCUCAGCAAAGAUCCUCAUCAACCAGUGACAUCAGCAUGGGUGCAGAUGGACGUGUAUCAGUCACCAGUCAACUUCAUAUCCCUCAGAAAGAGUGGAAAACAGGGAAGGUCUUCACUUGCGAAGUAUUUGACAAGUCUCUGAACAAAAAUGUCAGGAAGGAAAUCAGCCUCUGUUCAGCUCAUUCAAGUGUCCCUCCUUCCAUUCAUGUGGAGAUUCCCAGUUUCAAGACAGUAAUGAUGGAAGAAUCUGAGGUGAAAGCAACUUGUUUGGUCCGCACUGUUUUUGAUGCCAAGGUGACCUGGCUGAUGGAUGAGACAGUUUUGCCAAGUGGCAAAAUAAACCAAGUUGCAAACACAACUCAUGUGGUCAGUGAAGUGGUAGUUUCAUUAAGCCAGUGGAAAGAACUCAAGUUUAUAACAUGCAGAGCUGUCCAUAAGUGCUUCUCAUCCACUGAGAGGACUGUGAAUGUUACAGGGCCUGCAGUGACAGCUCCAUCAGUGGAGAUCAGGAGAUCUCUGCCACAUUUGCUGAAGGGAAACAGUGCUGUGCUGGAGUGUGACGUCACACAACUCUCCUCCAGUGACCUUUAUGUCACCUUUCAAGCCAACGGUGUUGACAUCUCUGACAAACAGUUUGUUGAUCUUCCUGAAGCCCCAGGCCUCCAUUCAAUCAGUAGACACUUCACUGUCCCUCCAAGUCACUGGAAGAAAGGCACAAGUUUCACCUGUAAAGUGAAUCAAGGCUUCUCCAGCAACUUUGAGUCAACCUCAACUGGAAAUAUUUUUGUGGACCCAUCAGUGGAGCUCCUUCUGGUCCCCAGUGAAGAGUCAGGACCACAGAGACUCUCAUGCUCUGGAUGGGGCUUCAACCCUCAAAUUAAAUGGUUUUCGGAGGCUCAGCAAAGAUCCUCAUCAACCAGUGACAUCAGCAUGGGUGCAGAUGGACGUGUAUCAGUCACCAGUCAACUUCAUAUCCCUCAGAAAGAGUGGAAAACAGGGAAGGUCUUCACUUGCGAAGUAUUUGACAAGUCUCUGAACAAAAAUGUCAGGAAGGAAAUCAGCCUCUGUUCAGCUCAUUCAAGUGUCCCUCCUUCCAUUCAUGUGGAGAUUCUCAGUUUCAAGACAGUAAUGAUGGCAGAAUCUGAGGUGAAAGCAACUUGUUUGGUCCACACUGUUUUUGAUGCCAAGGUGACCUGGCUGAUGGAUGGGACAGUUUUGCCAAGUGGCAAAAUAAACCAAGUUGCAAACACAACUCAUGUGGUCAGUGAAGUGGUAGUUUCAUCAAGCCAGUGGAAAGAACUCAAGUUUAUAACAUGCAGAGCUGUCCAUAAGUGCUUCUCAUCCACUGAGAGGACUGUGAAUGUUACAGGGCCUGCAGUGACAGCUCCAUCAGUGGAGAUCAGGAGAUCUCUGCCACAUUUGCUGAAGGGAAACAGUGCUGUGCUGGAGUGUGACGUCACACAACUCUCCUCCAGUGACCUUUAUGUCACCUUUCAAGCCAACGGUGUUGACAUCUCUGACAAACAGUUUGUUGAUCUUCCUGAAGUCCCAGGCCUCCAUUCAAUCAGUAGACACUUCACUGUCCCUCCAAGUCACUGGAGGAAAGAUGCAAGUUUCACCUGCAAAGUGAAUCAAGGCUUCUCCAGCAACUUUGAGUCAAACUCAACUGGAAAUAUUUUUGUGGACCCAUCAGUGGAGCUCCUUCUGGUCCUCAGUGAAAAGUCAGGACCACAGAGACUCUUAUGUUCUGGAUGGGGCUUCAACCCUCAAAUUAAAUGGUUGUCGGAGGCUCAGAUAACAUCAUCUUCAACCAAUGACAUCAGCAUGGGUGCAGAUGGACGUGUCUCAGUCACCAGUCAACUUCAUAUCCCUCAGAAGGAGUGGAAAACAGGGAAGGUCUUCACUUGCGAAGUAUUUGACAAGUCUCUGAACAAAAAUGUCAGGAAGGAAAUCAGCCUCUGUUCAGCUCAUUCAAGUGUCCCUCCUUCCAUUCAUGUGGAGAUUCCCAAUUUCAAGACAGUAAUGAUGGCAGAAUCUGAGGUGAAAACAACUUGUUUGGUCCGCACUGUUUUUGAUGCCAAGGUGACCUGGCUGAUGGAUGGGACAGUUUUGCCAAGUGGCAAAAUAAACCAAGUUGCAAACACAACUCAUGUGGUCAGUGAAGUGGUAGUUUCAUUAAGCCAGUGGAAAGAACUCAAGUUUAUAACAUGCAGAGCUGUCCAUAAGUGCUUCUCAUCCACUGAGAGGACUGUGAAAGUUACAGGGCCUGCAGUGACAGCUCCAUCAGUGGAGAUCAGGAGAUCUCUGCCACAUUUGCUGAAGGGAAACAGUGCUGUGCUGGAGUGUGACAUCACACAACUUUCCACCAGUGACCUUUAUGUCACCUUUCAAGCCAAUGGUGUUGACAUCUCUGACAAACAGUUUGUUGAUCUUCUCGAAGCCCCAGGCCUCCAUUCAAUUAGUAGACACUUCACUGUCCCUCCAGGUCACUGGAAGAAAGGAGCAAGUUUCACCUGUAAAGUGAAUCAAGGCUUCUCCAGCAACUUUGAGUCAAACUCAACUGGAAAUAUUUUUGUGGACCCAUCAGUGGAGCUCCUUCUGGUUCCCAGUGAAGAGUCAGGACCACAGAGACUCUCAUGCUCUGGAUGGGGCUUCAACCCUCAAAUUAAAUGGUUUUCGGAGGCUCAGCAAAGAUCCUCAUCAACCAGUGACAUCAGCAUGGGUGCAGAUGGACGUGUAUCAGUCACCAGUCAACUUCAUAUCCCUCAGAAAGAGUGGAAAACAGGGAAGGUCUUCACUUGCGAAGUAUUUGACAAGUCUCUGAACAAAAAUGUCAGGAAGGAAAUCAGCCUCUGUUCAGCUCAUUCAAGUGUCCCUCCUUCCAUUCAUGUGGAGAUUCCCAGUUUCAAGACAGUAAUGAUGGCAGAAUCUGAGGUGAAAGCAACUUGUUUGGUCCGCACUGUUUUUGAUGCCAAGGUGAUCUGGCUGAUGGAUGGGACAAUUUUGCCAAGUGGCAAAAUAAACCAAGCUGCAAACACAACUCAUGUGGUCAGUGAAGUGGUAGUUUCAUUAAGCCAGUGGAAAGAACUCAAGUUUAUAACAUGCAGAGCUGUCCAUAAGUGCUUCUCAUCCACUGAGAGGACUGUGAAUGUUACAGGGCCUGCAGUGACAGCUCCAUCAGUGGAGAUCAGGAGAUCUCUGCCACAUUUGCUGAAAGGAAACAGUGCUGUGCUGCAGUGUGAUGUCACACAACUCUCCUCCAGUGACCUUUAUGUCACCUUUCAAGCCAACGGUGUUGACAUCUCUGACAAACAGUUUGUUGAUCUUCCUGAAGUCCCAGGCCUCCAUUCAAUCAGUAGACACUUCACUGUCCCUCCAAGUCACUGGAAGAAAGGUGCAAGUUUCACCUGUAAAGUGAAUCAAGGCUUCUCCAGCAACUUUGAGUCAAACUCAACUGGAAAUAUUUUUGUGGACCCAUCAGUGGAGCUCCUUCUGGUCCCCAGUGAGGAGUCAGGACCACAGAGACUCUCAUGCUCUGGAUGGGGCUUCAACCCUCAAAUUAAAUGGUUUUCGGAGGCUCAGCAAAGAUUCUCAUCAACCAAUGACAUCAGCAUGGGUUCAGAUGGACGUCUAUCAGUCACCAGUCAACUUCAUAUCCCUCAGAAAGAGUGGAAAACAGGGAAAGUCUUCACUUGUGAAGUGUCUGACAGAUCUCUGGACAAAACAGUUAGAAAGGACACCAGCCUCUGUUCAGUUGCUCAAACAUCAUCUCACACAGUUGCUGUGUAUGUUCUGGGACCACCACUCCAGGAGCUUCAGAACCAGGAACAGCUGACUAUCACCUGUCUUCUUGUUGGCUCUCCACUUCACGAUUUCUCCAUCACCUGGAAAGUAGGUGGGAACAAAUGUUCUCUUAAUGUCCAUAUGGAGCCACCAGUGAGUCACAGGAAUGGGACAGAGACUUUGAGGAGUUUCCUCAAUGUGUCAGCAGAGGAUUGGCAUGCAUAUAAACAAGUGUCUUGUGAGGGGAAGCAUCAAUGUUCCAACCAGAGCUAUGAGGACCAUAUAAGCAAAAACAGAGACUUGUAUCCACCAUCUGUGAAGAUAAUACAACCAACUGACUCUGAGCUGUCUACGUCAGACGUCCUCACACUUCUUUGCCUCGUCUCUGGAUUUUUUCCAUCUAACCUCGAAGUGUACUGGGAAGAGAAGGGCCAGAGACUCCCUUCAACUCACUACACAAACAGUCCUGUGUGGAAAUAUACAGGCAGCAGCACUUACUCAAUGAGCAGCAGACUGAACGCAUCCAAAACUGAAGACAAAGAGUCUACAUAUUCUUGCGUUGUCAAACAUGAGUCAUCUGAAACACCUUUUGAAAGCACUAUCAAGGAUGUGUUUGCCACAGUGACCCACAGUGAACCUUCAGCCACUUUGCUCCAGGGCUCUGGUGAGCUUGUGUGUCUGGUCUUUGGCUUCAGUCCCUCAUCCAUCAACAUCACUUGGUUUCUUGAUGACACCAAGGAACUGUUGGUCUACAACACUAGCGAACCCCACAGAGGCCCAAACGGAAAGUUCAGCAUCCAAAGCCACCUUCAUCUGUCUGAAGUCAACUGGUUACCUGGAGCAGUCCUCACCUGCAGGGUGACACACACAAACACAACCCUAUCCCUGAAUUUUGUGAAACCAGACAUCAUGGAGGACUUUGUGGAUGUUGUGCAUGCUGAUGUGAACCAAGACAUAAAUGUGGAAAGCUGGUAUAUGGCUUUCACUUUCCUUCUUUUCUUCCUCAUUGCCAUCAUCUAUGGAGUCUUGGCUACCGUAAUUAAGACUAAAUGAUGAAGAUCACAGGACAGAUCCCAUUUUAUGAUCCAAAUGUGGACUUUUGAGAAUUUCUGAUGGCUUUACCAGCUUUAAAGUAUAAGUAAAGCAUCUUUAAAGUGUAUUAAUGCAUCUUCUUUCUAUUCUUAUGUUUCUGUUAUUAUAUUCUAAGGAAUUAGUUUAUACUGUAUACAUUUCUUUUAAUGUUUCAUUGAUAUAGUCGGUGUGUCAUGUCGGUAUUGCACGUCUGUAAGAGGAAAUGACAACAAUAAAUUAAUAGAUAUUAUAGAUAAAAUAAAUUCUGACGUUGAUAAUCUGUUCAAUCUUUUAUCACUGGAUUCAUUCUUACAUAGAAACAAAUAAAAUAUAGAAAACAAAGUUUGUCAUAAUUUUCCUCAUUGAUGAAACAAUGAAUAAAACAACAUGAUAUAACACAA
Chelmon rostratus (copperband butterflyfish) is the source of this 9668-nucleotide messenger RNA. RefSeq names its product hemicentin-1-like. NCBI's taxonomy places the organism in Eukaryota, Metazoa, Chordata, Actinopteri, Chaetodontiformes, Chaetodontidae. The coding region runs from base 34 to 9249 and encodes 3071 amino acids. The transcript is spliced from 33 exons. The record is from RefSeq and is a predicted model, not a curated record.